Molecule: messenger RNA, 4042 nt
Organism: Macrobrachium nipponense
Lineage: Eukaryota; Metazoa; Arthropoda; Malacostraca; Decapoda; Palaemonidae
Product: sodium- and chloride-dependent glycine transporter 1-like
Exons: 11
Coding region: 202-2091 (629 amino acids)
Biological process (GO): sodium ion transmembrane transport
Cellular component (GO): plasma membrane
Molecular function (GO): L-amino acid transmembrane transporter activity
Source: RefSeq, a predicted model, not a curated record
UCAGUUAUAUUGUCACGCCCAAAAAAAUCUUAGGCUCCGUAGCACUUCCGGGACAUACUCGUAUCUUUCAGUUUCCCUGCCACCUUCGCUACGAAAAGCCGAGAAAAAUUCCGGCUUGGUGGAAAGACUUUGUUACCAGUUGGGCCUUCGGCAAAUUGCCUGACUUGGGUCAUCUACUACGACACCGGACAGCUAAAAAUCAUGGUGAAAGAAAACGUAAUCUCGAAGACAGACGACAGGGGUACCUGGGCUAACAAGAUGGAAUUUCUUCUUUCAUGUCUCGGAUACGCUGUGGGGUUUGGGAAUGUUUGGAGAUUCCCUUUCCUGGUUUACAAAAAUGGAGGUGCUGCUUUCCUCAUCGCGUAUUUCACAAUGUUUUUGUGUGCUGGUCUUCCUAUGUUUUUCAUGGAGCUUGCUAUUGGACAAUACGUUAGUUUCGGCCCGAAUCAUGUGUUCCAGAAGAUUUCUCCAAUCUGUUCAGGUAUUGGAUGGGCAUCGGUCACCAUUUCCCUUCUAACCUGUAUCUACUAUAACCUCCUCAUGGCGUGGGCAUUCUUCUACAUAUUUGCCUCAUUCUCCUCAACAUUACCUUGGGGGCACUGUAAUAAUGACUUUAACUCAGCAGAAUGUUACGAUCAGAAUGAAGCACUGAACUGCAGAAACCUCUCUCUUUACUACUACAACAGAACUUGUUACAGUAUUGAAGAAUACUGUAAAACUGGUGGAUUACAGGGUCACAACCUCACACACUGCCUUGGAUUUAACACAAGCAUAAUACCAGUGAACAAUCUGCUGCCUAGAGUGGCUCCUAGUGAGGAAUAUUUCAAGAAUUGCGUCCUAGGACUGCCAGGUACCACCUGGGAGGACCUGGGAAACAUCAAGUGGGAGAUGGUUGGAUACCUUGCUCUGGCCUGGGUUGUGGUCGCACUUAGUAUGACAAAAGGCAUCAGAAGUUCUGGAAAAGUGGUCUAUUUUACAGCCACUUUCCCAUAUGUCAUUCUCGCCGUCCUCUUCAUACGAGGGAUAACCUUAGAAGGAUCAUACAAGGGGACUGAAUACUACAUCCUGAACACUAACUGGACCAAACUGAAAGAAUUUGAAGUGUGGAGUGAUGCAGCAUCCCAAAUCUUCUACUCCAUGGGAGUAGGUUUUGGUAGCUGGAUAACUUUGGCUUCAUACAACAAAUUCAAUAACAACUGCAUGAGGGAUGCUCUUGUUAUUGGGUGUUCCAACUGUGUCUCAUCAGUGUUUGCUGGAUUUGUAACCUUUUUCAUCCUUGGCUUUCUUGCAAAUGAAAUUGGAGUUGAAGUGAAGGAUGUUGUUACCUCUGGGUCAGGGCUUGCAUUUGUAGUAUAUCCAGCAGCAGUCAACCUGAUGCCAGUGCCUCAAUUAUGGUCUUUUUUAUUUUUCUUCAUGUUAAUCACCAUUGGACUUGAUACACAGUUCACAAUGUUGGAAACAGUUAUAACAGCAAUGUGUGACCAAAUCAAGACUCUAAGGAAAAGAAAGCCACUCGUAGUAUACAUUACUUGCUUUGCUGCGUUUCUCACGGGGCUCACAAUGUGCUUGGAAGGCGGAGCAUACAUGUUUGAGCUUCUCAACUUUCAUGUAGCUGGGUUAUCCCUGAUCAUCGUAACCAUCUCCCAAUUCAUAGCCAUCCAAUAUGUUUAUGGAUUCAAAAGCUUCAUGAAGAACAUCGGAGAGAUGAACAUCCAAAUGCCAACUAUCCUUCGCUGCUACUGGACUGCAACAUGGCUCUUCUUAACACCUGUAUCUCUCGGGGCCAUCUUUGUCUUCUCCAUCUACUUCACGUUACCUGUGCACUGGGAUAACUAUGUCUUCCCAGACAACAUCCAAACAUUAGGAUGGAUCAUUUGUGCUACAUCCAUCAGCUGCAUCCCUUUAGGGGCUAUCUACACCAUCUACCGGAAGGACCUACCCUUGAAAAGCCUUAUACAACCAACUCCCGAUUUCUGCCCAGCACAUGAAAGGAAUACGAAGGAGUUUGAAAGCAAACAGGAUGCUUUUCCACAUGUUUAUACAAAUGAUGGAGGAUGCUGGGAGGUCAAAGAUGAGGAUGAGGUGAAUUAGAAGUUUCUUUUUAUAUUUUCCUAAGGUAAGUUAUUUAUAAAACAAACAUGUAUAUUAUAUCCCUAAUUAAACAGUUUAUUUGCUGGAGCAGUUGAAUUUAGAUUUUGGUUGUAAUGAUGAGGCUUUGUCAAGAGAAACACUUUGCUAGAGUGGAUGAUUAUAUUUGGCAAUUACACAAAGAUUCUCUAAUAUUUCUGAAGUACAUAGUGUAUUUAUUCAAGUGUUUUCUUCAUCAAAAGGGAGUGUUUACUUGGAUAUGUUCAUUAACAAAGGAUAUACAAAGUGGCUUUGAUGACUUGUAUAAGAUCUUCACCAAGCAUAUGCUUGGAUAGAUUCUUUGCCAGAAGAUAUGUAUAUAAUUGUUAAUUAAAUUAAUCAAUUAAUCAUAUGAAUAAGUAUAAUGUUUUUCGUUACUUGGACGAGAUAUUUGCUGCAAUAUACUAGAGGUAACUGUUAAAAAAAACGUACAUAGGCUUGUAAGGACCAUGUCCUUUCACUAUUUUUAUUCCACUAUAAUAACAUGCUAAAUUCUAAUAUACAUCAUCAUAUGUAGAUUUCUCUGUCCUUUCCACUGAUAUAAAUACCAUGUAUAAACACAGACUCCGUCUGUAGCUAUUUAUGUAUAUAUGUCUGCAAGAAAACACAACUUGGCUGGCCCAGACCCAGUUUUCUCUCGCUUCAGAUUGGAUACUACCUAUCGGUCCGCAGCCUACUUUAUAACCUGUGUUUACCUGUGAUAAACAUCAGUACCCAGUUAUCUGUCUUCCUCUAUUGUCCUCACAACUGGUGACCUCCCGGAUUGGACGGUGACACAGCAGUUUUGGCUUAGCCAUUAAUGGAAUUAUUACUGCCACUCACCUUCAGAGACCUUUAGUGGACUUAAUACGGCGCCACAGUCUAGGUCUCUGAAAGUUCCUCUCCGAGGUCGACUCAACACCAUUAACAGUGCUCAUUUCAAGUUUUGGUGUAUGAGACAGGUUGUUGGGUGGUGGUCAGCCACCACACAGAAUCAGGCAGCGGUCCGGAUACAUCCACAUCGACGUCGUGGGUUUCCUGCCAGACCCUAGGGCCUGCUCUUCCCACCCGACAUCGCUGACAAACUUGUGAGCCUGCUUGGCCUGCCCGACGCCACUGCCUGUGGGCCUCCUCGACCCCACCCCCAACACUGCUGUUGCUCCUGGGGACUCACUCGGCUUGCCCGACAUCACUGCCGCACUUGUGGACCUACUCACCCUCCCGACGCCACUGCCUGUAGUCCUCCUCAGCCUGUCGACGCUGCUGCCGCACCUGUGGUCCAGCUCUGCUUCCCCACACUGCUACUUGUGGGUCUCCUCGGCCUGCUGACGCCACUGCCGCACCUGCGGCCCCAACGCCGCUGCUGCACCUGGGGACUUCGUCGGCCAAACUGAUGCCGCCAUACCUGGGGGGCCCCCUUGGUCUGUCCAAUGCUACCACUACAUACAAUGCAGCUCCCUCCUCGGGUUUGGUCGCCCACAGUCAACAGUCGAAACCCCUAGGCAACCGCCAGGGGAGGCAUCCUGUCAGCCAGCAAUGCUGAAGGACUCGGCAAUCAAUGACGCCCCACAGCAAGUAAUCACAGGGAAUGGGGCCACCUCCAGCCUCCAAGAUUUUUAUCAUCCAAUCAUUAUUCCACCAUAAUUGUCUUGGGGGGAGUAUUUGUAUGGACUAUGUCCUUUUGCUAUAUUUAUUCCACUAUAACAACAUGCUAAAUUCCAAUGUACAUCAUCUUGUGUAGAAUUCUCUAGCCUUUCCGCCAAUAUAAUUACCAUGUAUGAACACAGACUGUGUCUGUAGUUAUUUAUGUAUAUAUGUUUGUAAGAAAGCAAAACUCGGCUGGCCCAGACCCAGUUUUCUCUCACUUUGGGUCGGAUACUACAUAUCCAUGCGCAGCCUCCUUUAUAACCCGUGUUUACCUGUAAUAAACAUCAGU